GCUCAGUCGCUACUUCCGCCCUCUAGUCUCUCCGAGCAAGAUGGCGGAGGAGCCACAGUCUGUGUUUCAGCUUCCUCCCUCAAGUGCUGCUGGAGGCGAAGGUCUUACGGAGGUCUCCCCAGAAAUAACCACUCCGGAGCCCCCUUCUUCCGCUGCAGUUUCUCCGGGAAUAGAGGAACCUGCUGGCGACACCAAGAAAAAAAGUAACUCGGAAGUUUAUUUCCGGGCAGAGAGGCGGGAGGUUCAGAUUGCAUCCGACUAGGGGUGGCGGCCAGUAAAGAAGCAAAAUUUAGAGGAGCACUAGUCCUCGACGUACACUUUGACCAGUCUCAUCAGAAGGAAAGAAGUCUACUUUUGAUUUUUAAGACCUUUGAGUGUUAAAAUACCAUCUCUGUCCAUAGGUGUAGUGCGGGUUACUUGGAUGCCACACCUCUUUUUACAGUGUAUUCUGAGUUGGCCAGACUGCGAGCUCUGUGAAGGAGAGAGGGAGCUUAGUGGGUGUCUCGGUAAUUCCAGGUACUUAACACAGGAACUAAUUAUUUGAGUAGUGUUUUAAGGUGGUAGGGUUGGUCAUUGGCAAAGGCUGGGUUCGAAUUCACGCCUUCCGACUUACUCGCAUAUACUGUUUUCCCCCUCCCAAUUCGUUGUGAAUUCACGCCAGAAACCCAAAACGGAAUUCUUAGGCAAAAUGAAGACUGCUAAGGAAAAACUAAAGGCAUAAAUGUUACCUUUUUAAGAAACACGUUUUGGAACCUUUGUGAGUUAUUUCAUUGCUUGAGCCAGCUAUCCUCAACCUUUUAUUGCUUGAGAAUUAGUUCGCCGUUGUAAAAUACAGAGAUUGCUAAGGUUACGUGUUCUAAAGCAGUCUGUGUAGAGUUAGAGUUGCCUAUGAGAAAAGCAGCAUGUAAACAUCUUCAAUGCACAGAGGCUGAUUUUGUCCUAGACUAGUUUUCCCAGCUCACAAUCUUAAGAUGACUGUGGUCUCUGGCCGGGCGCAGUAGCUCACGCCAGUAAUCGCAACACUGGGAGGCCGGGCGG
Messenger RNA from Cebus imitator (Panamanian white-faced capuchin), 1038 nucleotides. RefSeq names its product ubiquitin-like protein ATG12. Lineage: Eukaryota; Metazoa; Chordata; Mammalia; Primates; Cebidae. The transcript has a single exon. The record is from RefSeq and is a predicted model, not a curated record. Bases 41 to 262 code for a protein of 73 amino acids.